CUCGUUUCGAGCGCCAUGGCCUCUGCGCUGGGCGCGGCGAAGGCCGCACCCAGCCCGGAGACGUACAAAAGUCGCGCGCGGGAGGCGAUGAAAGCCGAUGUGGUGCACCCCAAAUUUCUGGACGAUGCACAUUGGGUCCAGCUUUGGCGGAAGCAUUUCGAAGCUAGUGCCCUCCUGGAUGGCGAGGUGCCGUUCGAGCGGCCGAUGGAUGAAACGUUCCAAGAUUCCAACCUGCGUGUGUUGCAGUGGAACCUGCUAGCAGAAGGCUUAGUCCCAGAGGGUUUUAUGAUGCCUUUGGUCUCCAGGAACCAUGUGGAUCGCUCCGAUCAAUUUCUUCAGAAACUCCUGGAGAGUGGUCGCCCCGAAGACCUGCGGACCGCGGCCAAGUUGUCGUCCCAGGGCUAUCGCAGCUACGUCUGGCGCGAAGGUGAAGAAGGAGAACAUGAAGUGAUGUGGGAAGAGUUCGCACGCAUGGCCUGCAACAUGGUCCUGGCCAUGAAGGGCCUGCCUCCUUCACAAAAGGAGGAGCGAGGCUUGGAUCUCAAGAAGAAGUACAACCCGGACCUCAGCGGUGAGCAGACUGGUCAGCUGACUGUGAAUGAGAAGGCAGUGGUUGGCCCUGAACACCGCGUACUUCGGGUAGUGUGGUUUGUGUCGCUGUUGAAGCCUGAUGUUAUAUGCUUCCAGGAGGUGGACAAUUUCAGCUUUUUGGCGUCCGAGCUGAAACAGCUGGGCUAUGCCUGCAGUAGCAGCAACGCCAAGGAGUACCAGCCGUUGAAGGACAGAGAGGGAAGCUAUAGAGCUUCACGAGGCGAGAGGCUGGUCCAAUCACAGUGGUCCUUCGCGCCAAAGAGUGGCUGGAAACGUGGCAAAUCCACGGCCCGUCACUUCCUGGAGAAACGAGUGAAAGACGGCGGCCACAAGGCGAAGUUUGAUGGCAAGGAGUGGCCCAUCGAUGAUGAUGGUCAAGCCAUCUUUUGGCGAGAGGAUCGCUUUGACAUCAUCGGGGACCCAGAAUUCCUGGUUCUGCCGGGCGACAAAGAUAUCGAUUCCUACCUUGAUGGGAACUCGGACGAGCCAGGAUGCAGCCAGAGCGACCAGGCCGCAGUGCGCGUCCUGUUGCAGUUCAAAGAUCUGGAUCACCGACUUCAUCGACAGCAAUUUUACGUGUGUACCACUCACUUGUCCAGCGGCACCGACAACGAGGUGCACCGCAUCCAACAGCUGCAUCACUUGGGCCGGCGCUGGGCGCGCUCCGGGCUGCCGGAAAUCUGGUCAUUGGAUGCCAACACAGAAGUGGAUUUCGAAGAUAUGGACAUGAGCCAAGGGAGUCAAGUGCCGAUCCCAGAGGAGUCCAAUGCGUUGCAGAGUUUCAUGCAAAACAACGACCUGCGCAGCGUGUGGAACUCCUUCUACAGCAGCACCCGUGACAUUUGGGAUCCGCCUGUUUCAGUGUGGAAGAUGCGCGGCAGCGCUUCUGCACAGCCCAAGAAGGUGGGCGAGGAGAGCAAGCGCUACGACUCCGCGAAAAGCCGCCCGGUUCGCACCAAAGCAGUUUCGGUGUCAGCCCAGGCAUUCUGUGUCUCAGAUUAUGCACCCCGAUUGCCCCAGACUCGCAGCACAAACAGCAGCGCCUUUGCAGCAUGGCAUGCUGAUAGGCUAGCAAGCAAGAGACGUGCAGACAGAUGCUCCGGCCUCAUCAAACAGGCCACCGCGGUGCCAAUCUCAUUGCCCCACCGCUUGCGCAACCAUGGCCCCGGCAGCACUGUAGAGGAGACGGAUUGCACUGGGGAUAGGAUUGUCAUGCUGGCGCAGAGGUCGGAUGUGCAAGCGGUCCGGCACAUAAGCAAGAAGCUUUACAAGACACUGGGGCGCACACCGGAGUUCAUGAAAUGGUGCUUGCUCGCACAGCGCUUGUACGACCCCAUUUCACUGGAGAGAGUCUUCGUCCCGUUCGUCCUCGAGAACCAAGCAUUCACCAAGAAGAACCUCACGCGUUUGCACAAGCACUUAGAAGCUGCCUGCGGAGAUUCCUUCUCCUUGGUGUCCAACCCUACUGGAUCGGCGGCGGCCUUUUCAGGGCCAACGACUCCUGACCUUUGGCAGGAGCAACUGGACAAGAAGUUCGUUUUUGAGGACUUCCUGGUGCAGUGCCGAAGUGACCAGAUUGCAGGCGGCACGAAGCCUUGGAAUUUCUUCAUGCUGACUUCAGAGGUGGUUGGGCAACUUGGCUAUUUCAUUGGGGUGAUUGACAAGUGGGCCCUAGAUGUUUGGGCUCCAAUGAUCCGCGAUGUGCUCCGGAAGAACAUGGUCCUCCGGCGACGGGAUGAGGACCCACUGUCCGAUGAUGCUUCCGCUGUGUUGUUCCCUGAUGCCGAGACCGCUGGAAUGUUGGCCUUCUUCCUGUGCAAAGGUACAACAAUGUCUUUCCCAGUGAAAGUGCUGUCCACGGUGGAGUUGCCCCCUGGCUUCACCUAUGUGGACUGUGCCACCUCGCCCGUGGACUAUUGGGCCUGCCAUGAGGCAAACGUGCCCAAAGCCAGCAUUGUUGAUGGCAAACUUGAAGUUCACAUUUGCUCCCUGUCCAUGAAGACGGGGGCAGAAGUGCUGGCUGCUCGCGAUGUUGCACCGAGGAAGCAAUUCCUUCAGGCCAUUGACCUUGAGAUUGCUGUCAAGUCUCAAGAGCUGUCAAGCCUCAACGCCCAGAGGAAGCGCUUGCAAGGGUCCGACGGAGACGGAGACGGAGAGCAUGAGCAGGAGGCGAAGAAGGCGAAGCAGGUGGGCUGCCGCUUGUACAGCUACGAUUUCAAAUCAUCCAACUCUAUACACCGCGCUGGACCGAUCCAUGGCGAUGCGCCGGCUUGCCUUGCAACUUUCCGCGCCUACAAGCCGUCCCCGCGUUGUCAACACAUCGGUACAGAAGAGGGCGAUGAAAAACGAGCUGCAGGAGCUCUAGAGCGAGUCCUUGUGGCAGACUGCUAUGGCCAAGUGAACAACUUUCGCAUGGCUCGGGAUCCAGCGGACCGCGAUUGGCUGGCGUUGAUGCCCAACGAAUUGCUCCCUUCGGAUCAUUUGCCCAUUGUGUGGGACUUCCAUUUGAACGUGGGGUCGCCUCGCUGGGAGCCCAUCGUCUUGGUGAGCUGUGCCGAGCAGCUCUUUACCCAAUUGAAAGCACAAGUUCUCCAAGACGAUCCUAGCCUCACAGACAUCGAGGAAUUCUUCAAGCCCCUCUAUCUUGGAGGUCUGCAGGCGCGGAAGAUGGACGAAAACCAAUCGGACGUGGCGUUUGAGGUCUUCAAUUUGCUGAAGAUGUUCUCCCACGAGGCGAAGGCGGUGCUCCACUACGAGGUCAGUGAGACCUAUUCGAAGCUCGAGAGCUUCCGGGAACGUAUGAUCAAAGCAACGGGCAGGCAUCAGUCCAAAGCAACCUAUGAGAGUUCUUUGGUCCAAGCCUUGCUGUUUUCUGCUGCAGCGAUUGUGGCGGCCGGCCCUUGGGUGGGUGCGCGUCUCUUCGGUGAGAUGAAGAGCACCAUCACCCUGGCCGCCAUGCGCUGUGUGCUGCGCACCCUGACGGCGGCGCCCUGCUUAGAUCCGAACUUCGUGGAGGUGAUGAGCGAGGGACAGCUGUGGGCCUUGCUAGCGCAGCUUUCGGCCAUCAUUAAUCCCAACUGUCCACACAUCGUCAAAGCCUUCGACCAAAACGGCAUGAUGACUCUGCAAGAGAUGGAUGCACUGCUGGGAGAGAUCGGAGAACAGCUGGCUUGCAGGCGCAGCCCUUCGGCCCCGGCGCUAUGCGUCUUGCGCUGCAUCAACUGGCGCAAGUGCGCCACGGGGACGCACGUGGCCGCCGCAGUGAAGAUGCUCAUGCAGGCCAUUGAAUCAGGAAAGAUCCCCUUCUUGGAGCAACAUAUCUUUAGCGCUGGAGAUCGCAUGGAGG
Cladocopium goreaui is the source of this 3937-nucleotide messenger RNA. The record is from the annotation of a GenBank genome assembly. NCBI's taxonomy places the organism in Eukaryota, Dinophyceae, Suessiales, Symbiodiniaceae.